AUGGACGCGCAUUCUAGCGAGCCCUCACCUCUGCCCUUCAACGACCCAUCAGCACCUCUCGCCGCAAAAGUCAAAGAACUCAAAGCCAAACUCGAAGAAGUGAACAAAAACUUCAGCUACUACGAAACUUCGAACGAGAAGCUCGAAAAAAAGGUCGAAGAGCAGCAGCUCGACAUCAAGGCGAAGAAUUUCGAGCUCCUCAGACUCAGAGACCGUGUCCGCAACCACGAAAAAGAACACGAAGAAACACAAUUGGAAAACGUCAAGCUACGCCGCCAAUCCUCGACCUUUGAGAAGAUUGUCGAAGCAAGAGACAAGGAAAUCAAAGGUAUCGCCAACCUCGAACUCACCAUCGAAGACCGCGAAGCCGAAGUCCGCCAAUUCACCGCCGAUCUCACGACAACAAAAGCCGAGCGCGAUGACCAAAUCACCGAAGUCAAGGGUUUGGAGGGGGAUAUAGCGAUACUUCAACAAGAGCUGGAAACCAAAGAUCGAGAGAUCGAGAGUUUGCUCGAAAGACUGGAUAUCGUGGCUCGCCAUAUCACCGUCACCAAAGACCUUGCUGCCGAGGAGCUGGACGAUGUGCUUUUUGAGUUUAUGGACAAGUGGACGGCCACACGAGACGACGAUGGACCUCGACGCCCCGAAAAGCCCAAGCGUGCAUCCAUCGGUGGUAUCAACCUUGCUGAUGAGUUCGAGGCUUUGAGUGAUGAUGAGUUCUGGUCUGAAGAUGGAGGAGAUGCCUCUGACGCAGCCAGUAUUCGCAGUCAUGCUUCUGAACAAACACCAAAGAAGACCAAGCCCACGCUUGGCUUGUCUGGAGUCAAGUCUAUCGCUAUUCAUCCUUCCAUCAAGGCCACUCCUAACAACAUCAGCGGUAGCAAUCAAACUUCUCCCAUCCCUUCGCCCAAAAAGCCAGAGACUACAAGUACCCAGAUGCAGACAAGUUCUAUCGCAUCGCCCAAGAAGAAGAGCUUGUCUCAGAUCGUUAGCCAUGAAGUGCAAACAAGUCCCAUCGCUGCUUUGAUUCAGAAGUUCACUUUCUCGGAUGUCAGGAGCGGUGUCAACACAAGUCCUGUUGCUGCUUCACCGAAAACUUCUUUCUCGGAAAUCAUCAGCAGUGGUGUUCAGACGAGUCCUAUUUCUCCCUCUGCAAAGAAAGCAGAAACGCUAUCUGAGAUGAUCAUCAGUGGACUCCAAACAAGUCCCAUCGCUGCUUCGUCGAACAAGCCUACCUCGCCUCGCAAGACCUUUGCUGAGGUAUUGAGUAGCGGGGUCCAGACAAGUCCAAUAGCUCCAUUUAAGAAGAAUGCAGCUUCCGACACCACGAAUGCUGGAACUCAAACUAGCCCGCCGGUCAAAUCGCCGUCUGGCGCACCACUCCCAGCAAAUUUGACAGCGACUUCAUCCGGUACCUCACACUCGUCAAAUCCAGCUGUCAAAUCUCCUACCUCAACCAAGUCACCCAAAUCUCCUCUCUCAAACGAAAUCACCUCGGACCAAAUCGCCCUCGACAAGACUCGCCCCCCUCAGCAUGGAAAGCUGCCCAGAAUCAACACCCUGAACAUCAAACGCCCUCGCGUACCCGCAAAAGACAUGUCGCCUCGCACCCUCCAACACUUCAAAUCCAUCACCAACCCCGACCCGAGCAGUCCUCUCACACCCCCUCCAGGUACGAAAGUGCACGUCUUUGAUCUGCUCUCCAAUACAGCUACACCCAUUGCCAAAAGUUUCGUUGCCACUGCACUCGCAAACUGGCAGAUUAUCCUCUGCUGUUUCUUCACUGUUUUCGCUGGUUCGUAUCUUGGUAGCGCCACGGCGAAUACAGCGGCGGAAUGGAGUUGGGCGAACGCUAAUGGAUACGCGCCCGAGGGAAAGUAUGUUUAUGUGGGCAAGAGGGUGCCGGGCCAUGUGCUGGUGAUGUUUUGGGGUGUGAUUGCUUGGUGCUGGAAUCUGGUGUUUGGGAGUUGGUUCGUUGGUGCUGGGGCGCGGCAACCGCUUUCUCCUGGUUGA
Aureobasidium namibiae CBS 147.97 is the source of this 2013-nucleotide messenger RNA. RefSeq lists its product as uncharacterized. The transcript is spliced from 2 exons. Bases 1 to 2013 code for a protein of 670 amino acids. Lineage: Eukaryota; Fungi; Ascomycota; Dothideomycetes; Dothideales; Saccotheciaceae. The record is from RefSeq and is a predicted model, not a curated record.